GCCGGGUUCGCGUCACUGCGCAGCCGCGAAAGGGCGGUACCACGGCGGCUGCGACAUGGGGGGGCGCGGAGCAGACGCCGGAAGUAGCAGUGGUACGGGUCCCACCGAGGGGUACUCACCACCGGCACAGUCCACCCGAGCCGCGGCGAGAGCCAAGGCCCGAGGGGGUGGGCGUGGCGGCCGCCGAAGCACAACACCCUCUGUUCCCUCUUCUCGCAGUGCGGCUCCGCGUCGCUCCCCUCCACCGGCUGCCAUGAGCGAGCGCCUCCGCCCCAGGAAAAGGAGAAGGAAUGGCAAUGAGGAAGACCACCACCUUCCCCCCCAGACCAAAAGGAGUAGUAGAAACCCCGUCUUCCACGAUUCCUGGGACACAGAGACAGUACCUGUAACGAAAGACAAAGAAAACAGACUAAGAGGAAACAAAGUUUUCUGUGCGUCUUCAAGCAGUGACAGUGGCGGGAGCAGCAGCGGCAGCAGCAGCAGCAGCAUCAACAGCCCGGACAGGGCCAGUGGGCCCGAGAGCAGCUUAAACCACAUCGUCACGGGGUCCAGCCCCAACACCCCCCAGCCCGCGCCCGAGCAGUCCGCACUGUGCCAAGGCCUGUACUUCCACAUCAACCAGACCCUGAAGGAGGCCCACUUCCACAGCCUACAGCACCGAGGACGGCCUCCCACAUGAUGGGCGGGUGGUUUCUUGCCUUCUGUGAAGGGACAGCGCUGUGCAGAUUUGAUAUUUCAUCUUACGAUGUUUCAAAAAUUGCACAAAAAAAAACGCCUGUUGGCUUUUCAGUCUAUAUUUGAAAUAACAGGUUAACAGGCCGUUGUUUACUUGUGGUUUUGCUGCACUAUUGCAAUUUUAAAGGGGCUUUGAAGCAAUUUUUUAUAGGAUUCUUUUGAGGGUGGGUAUCAAAUCCAUGUCAAGGUAAUGGUAUGAGGAAAUCUCAUCUGCGUGUUGAACCAUAGUUCGUCCAAUUCAGACUGAUUUCCAAAUCUGUCAAUUAGAAAUUCAUGUAAAAAGGCCUUUUAAAAGUGCGGGAUAUCCGAUUUUUUAAAUUCAAUAAACUAGUGAAGAGUA
This is a messenger RNA of Phyllostomus hastatus (greater spear-nosed bat), 1075 nucleotides long. RefSeq names its product family with sequence similarity 104 member A (gene VCF1). NCBI's taxonomy places the organism in Eukaryota, Metazoa, Chordata, Mammalia, Chiroptera, Phyllostomidae. The transcript has 4 exons. The record is from RefSeq and is a predicted model, not a curated record. Bases 56 to 679 code for a protein of 207 amino acids.